Messenger RNA from Clupea harengus (Atlantic herring), 1925 nucleotides. RefSeq names its product septin 2 (gene septin2). The record is from RefSeq and is a predicted model, not a curated record. Gene Ontology annotation, molecular function: GTP binding. Gene Ontology annotation, biological process: cell division. Lineage: Eukaryota; Metazoa; Chordata; Actinopteri; Clupeiformes; Clupeidae.
AGGGCCUUAACAAAUCCCGGAAGUACUGGAAUUCAAAGAAUGUAAGUUGCUCAUCGGUACUGCCUCUGGGAAGUUAAGAUCACUCUUUUAUAGCCUCGGAUAUCUAGACGGGUGGUGCUGACAAUGUCUCAGGUGGAUAAACUUAAGGAGGGUUUGUCCCAUUCACAGCAAGGGCAGUUUACCAAUCCAGAGACACCUGGAUAUGUUGGGUUUGCGAAUCUGCCCAACCAAGUCCAUCGAAAAUCAGUGAAAAAAGGCUUUGAGUUUACCCUUAUGGUUGUUGGGGAGUCUGGCCUUGGGAAAUCAACCUUGAUCAACAGUCUGUUCCUCACUGAUCUCUACCCUGAGAGGAUCAUUCCUGGAGCAGCAGAAAAGAUUGAGCGCACGGUGCAGAUCGAAGCCUCCACGGUUGAGAUUGAGGAGCGCGGCGUGAAGCUCCGUCUAACUGUAGUGGACACACCUGGCUAUGGAGACGCCAUAAACAGCCAAGACUGUUUCAGUACCAUUAUUUCCUACAUUGAUGACCAGUUUGAGCGUUACCUGCAUGAUGAAAGUGGCCUUAACCGCAGACACAUUGUUGACAACCGCGUCCACUGCUGCUUCUACUUCAUCUCGCCUUUGGGACAUGGGCUGAAGCCUCUUGAUGUUCAGUUCAUGAAGGCCAUCCACAAUAAAGUGAACGUUGUGCCAGUGAUCGCCAAGGCUGAUACCCUCACCCUGAGAGAGAGAGAGAGGCUGAAGCGGAGGGUUCUUGAUGAGAUUGAUGAACAUGGCAUCAAAAUCUACCACCUGCCUGAUGCGGAAUCUGAUGAAGAUGAGGACUUCAAAGAACAGACCCGAAUUCUAAAGGCCAGCAUUCCUUUCGCUGUGGUGGGGUCCAACCAGCAGAUUGAGGCCAAAGGAAAGAAAGUGCGCGGACGGUUGUACCCCUGGGGUGUGGUGGAGGUGGAGAACCCGGAGCAUAAUGACUUCCUCAAGCUGCGCACUAUGCUCAUCACUCAUAUGCAGGAUCUCCAGGAGGUGACUCAGGACCUGCACUAUGAGAACUUCCGCUCUGAACGUCUGAAACGUGGUGGCAGGUUGUCUUCCCAUGGUUAUGUUCUUCCUCUCUCGCCUGUUAGGGGCCCGGAACCAGAGGAGAUGGACAAGGAUAUCAUCCUGCAGGAGAAGGAGGCUGAGCUCCGACGCAUGCAGGACAUGAUCGCUAAGAUGCAGGCGCAGAUGCAGAAGCAGGGGGAUGGAGAUGGAGAUGGCCUGCAUGCUUGAAGGACUUGACCAGUUAAAGGUGCAUAGCUGCCAUUUCAGAUGGGUCGGAAGGAAAGACUGCGACAGUGCAGACAAGGUGCAUUGUCAUGGUUUUAUUUUAAGCAACUCCUUUGUAGGAAUUUUUGUAUUUUCAAAUUCUUUUUUUUUUUGUAAGCAGUAUUACAUUUUAUAUUAUGCAGACACUGUUAUAUUACAUUUGAACAUAUAUUUGACUAUAAAUAUAAUCCAAAUGAAGAAUUAUGCUUAUCUUUUCUUUCUUAGUUUGUGUUUUCCAUGUUGCUGCUAAGAGCCAAAUAUUUUUCAGUGUGCACAUCUUUUGCAGCAUUUAGGUUUUCAUGACCAUUGACAUUUUUAAUUAUAUUCUUAUUCCCAAAUACCAUCACCUUGUCUCUCACUGAACUGUUUGUGUGUGGCCAAAUGAAUUUUGGACAGUUAUUAAAAGGCGGCAGUUUGUAAUAGUUGAAAUAUUUUAAAUGAGGCGGUAUGGAAUAAUAAUUGGAUAAUAAUGGACAUGACGCAUCGUCUGGAUGUUAACCUUGAAUAUGUGCCUCUGUGAAUACCCGUCUUUUGUCUGCCUGAUAGAGCUAUAUGGUUGUUUCAGACUGUGAAAUGUCAAUUUGCAUUUGAAGCAGUUGGUGUCAAUUACAUGCCAAAACUAC